AUGGAUGAAAAGAAAAGUAAGAAGGAGUCUAAUGCAGAAAAUGACGAAGUUGAACAGGAAUCAUCUAAUGCAUAUGAAAGUACAGAGAAACCAACAGCAAUGAACGAGCAACUUCAGUACAAGAAAAACUCUAGCGAUCGUAAAGAACAUGAUGCACAUGAAAAAAAGGAGUUCACUGAUAAUAAAUACUAUAGUUUCUGCGAUUUUGCAUCAGAAAAAUCGGAUUCAUGUCAAGUGCAAGAUUCGAGAACAACAUUGGAAGAAGAUCCAUUAUUAGUUAGACAAGCAGCAAAAGAUUUUUCUACUGAAUUACAUGAACUAGAAAAGAAAAUUGAACAGAUAAGUGAAAAUGGAGAAGAAAAACUUGUACAAUCAUUUUAUCAACAACCAGUCGACGAUGAUCAUAAAAAAGAUACUCGUUCCGAGUCUGAACAAAAUUCUAAUUCUGAAUUACCAACUAAAAUGACAGAUACAGAUAAAGAUCAUUCUCUAAGAGAAAUCAUUGAAAUAAAUCAUCAUCCAGUAAUGAAUAACAAUCACCAAAAUGAUAGCAAAUUAAAUUUGCACAGUUCUGUUACAACGAACAACUCAACGAAGCCUGUUUUAGCUGAAGAUGACCUAUCAUCAAGAAUUACUGAUGAACUAGAAAAAUUUGAACAUGAUCCUAUUGUUCAUGAGAGUCGAUCUCGUAAAUCAUCAUUAACAACAGAUCCGGAAUUAUUUUCGAAACUUACUCAUGAAUUAGAGGAAUUUGAACACGAUCCUGCCGUUCAUGAAAUAAUUGUUCAUCAUCAAACAUCUUUAACUCCGAUAUUUGAAUCAAAUCGUCGAAUUGAAUUGUUCUAUAUGUACGAUGAUGAACGAAGUAAAUUUUUAGUCAAUGUGCUGAAAUUAGAAGAUGCUAUAGACCCAAAUAAAAAUCAUUUGAGUGAUUUGGAUAUCAGUGUAAAUUUAUUACCGAAUGAAAAUAACCAUAUAGAUCAAACAAUAAAAGUCGAGAAAUUGAAUUCACAAAAGAAUCACGCAUUUGAAGUUGUAAUAACGUACGAAAAUUUAAGAAAAAAAAUAUUAUCUUUAAAUAUUAAACAUAAAAGUGAAACACAAUUUGUCGGUCAAGUUAACCUUUCUUUGAGUGAUUUGAAGUCCGGCGAAAAACGUACACAAUGGUUUAGUUUACAGCCUGAAGUGGUUCUUAUGCCGGAGAUUGAUUCAAUUAAUCGUCGUUUUCGACCAUUUUUCACGUACUAA
Molecule: messenger RNA, 1248 nt
Organism: Didymodactylos carnosus
Lineage: Eukaryota; Metazoa; Rotifera; Eurotatoria; Philodinida; Philodinidae
Source: the annotation of a GenBank genome assembly